This is a messenger RNA of Penicillium angulare, 3204 nucleotides long. RefSeq names its product beta-glucosidase. Bases 1 to 3204 code for a protein of 1067 amino acids. Lineage: Eukaryota; Fungi; Ascomycota; Eurotiomycetes; Eurotiales; Aspergillaceae. Gene Ontology annotation, molecular function: beta-glucosidase activity. The record is from RefSeq and is a predicted model, not a curated record. The transcript has 3 exons. Gene Ontology annotation, biological process: glucan catabolic process.
AUGGCUCGAACAAAAUACGAGUCACUGGAGGACCACAGCGACGAUGACCUUUCUCCGAUAAGAUCACACGAAGAAACCGAACCUUUACACCACAAAACCCACCCUAAACCACGACACGAUGACACGGACACGCCCCUUCCUAGCGACGACGACGAAUUCUCGGAGGAUGACGCCAAUCUAAAGCUCUUGCCGAUGGGCACCAAAGACGGCUUGAAGUUCAAUGGUGCUCGACGGAUUCAAAGAACAGAUACCCCGUCUUCAAGUGAUGGGAGUGCUCUGCCUAUGGACAAUGACGAUCCUCACAUUGUCGGCGACCGUAUCGAGCAACUUUUGCAUCAGGAUCAGAAGGAAAGGAGGCUACUUGCGGAGUCAUUCAAUCUCGAUCUCGAAGAUGCGGAAUCUACCCAUAUUUUGAGCGAGGCAGACAGCGACGAUUAUGGUUUUCUGACGGACAAGCGUCCCUACGCUGACAAAAACAAAAGCCCCGACUUCAAAUCAAGAAUCCACGCUGUUGUUCGACAACGACCUUGGUGGCAGAUAGUAAUCUUGCUUGUGGUGGGAGUACUGUUGAUGUGGUUGGCAGCCAGUGGUUUGAGACGUUCACUCGGCAGCGGUGAAGCUUUACCUGAAUUUUCCCCGGUCCCCUGGUAUCCCACGCCCCUCGGUGGCACGGGCGCGAAGUGGGAGGAGAGUUAUAAAAAGGCGCAUGCGUUGGUCCAGCGGAUGAGCCUCGUGGAGAAGGUGAAUGUCACCACAGGAACUGGCUGGAUGAUGGGGUUGUGUGUUGGAAAUACCGGGCCUGCUGCGUACGUGAACUUUCCAUCCCUCUGUCUACAGGAUGGACCCCUGGGUCUCCGCUUUGCCGAUAAUAUUACAGCCUUCCCGGCUGGUAUUACUACUGGCGCGACAUGGAACCGUGAACUUAUGCGCGCCCGGGGUCUUGCACUUGGCCGUGAAGCUCGACUUAAGGGCGUGAACGUCAUUCUUGGACCUUCGAUGGGUGCUUUAGGAAUGAUGCCCGCCGGAGGCCGUAACUGGGAGUCUUUUGGAUCGGAUCCCGUUCUACAGGCCGUAGCUGCAGCUGAGACUAUUCAGGGAAUCCAGCGUAACGGUGUUAUGGCGACAGCUAAACAUUUCGUUCUCAACGAGCAGGAGCAUUUCCGUCAGCCCUUCGAAUGGGGAAUUCCAACGGCACUCUCUUCUAAUAUUGAUGAUCGUGCAUUGCAUGAGGUCUUCGUUUGGCCGUUUGCCGAAAGUGUUCGAGCGGAUGUGGCGAGUGUGAUGUGCUCGUAUCAAAUGGUUAAUAAUAGCCAUGCUUGUGAAAACUCGAAACUGCUCAAUGGUAUUUUGAAAGAUGAAUUGGGUUUCCAAGGAUUUGUGCAAUCAGAUUGGCUUGCUCAACGAUCAGGCGUACAGAGUGCUCUGAGUGGUCUUGACAUGAGCAUGCCUGGAGAUGGCUUGCGUUGGACAGACGGAGAUGCACUCUGGGGACCUCAUCUGACCCGGGCGGCAUUAAAUACAUCGGUUCCUAUGGAUCGAUUGAAUGAUAUGGUUUCGCGUAUCGUUGCUGCAUAUUAUCACUUCCGUCAGGAUUUGUGGACAGAAACACUACCAGAUGGCAAGAUUGGACCUAAUUUCUCGUCCUGGACACAUGAUAGGAAUGGCAGUCUUCAUCCUGGUAGCCCAGAUGACCAUACCAAUGAGGUUGUCAACCACUACGUCAAUGCUCAAGGCAAAGGGCCUCAGUCUCAUGGUAAUGUGGCUCAGAGGGUGGCAGCCGAGGGAACUGUUUUACUGAAAAAUGUCGAAAACACACUUCCACUUUUGCGUGCCGUCUCAGGCUCCGAUGGGAAGUACCGCGUUGGUGUAUAUGGUGAGGAUGCUGGUCCUGGUCAAGGGCCCAACGCCUGUGCCGAUCGCGGCUGCAAUCAAGGUACCUUGGCUUCAGGCUGGGGUAGUGGGGCCGUGGAAUUUCCAUACCUUGUCAACCCGUGGGAAGCACUUCAAUCUGCUUGGCCAUCGGAAAAUGCCGAAGUGAAGGGAUUUCUGAAUAAUAAUGUGGCAGUCCAGGAUUUGGUUGAACAGGACCUCUGCCUUGUUUUUGCCAACGCCGACGGUGGUGAAGGCUUCAUUAAGAAAGACGGCAUCGAUGGUGAUCGUAAUGACCUUUUCCUGCAACGCAAUGGCUCCAGUCUGAUUGAAGGAGUUGCUCAACAUUGCGGUGGUGGCCACGGCAAAACUGUCGUAAUAGUACACUCGAUUGGUCCAGUGAUUCUCGAUCCCUGGAUUGACUUACCUGGCGUGCAUGCAGUUCUGUACGCCAACCUUCCAGGCGAAGAAAGCGGAAAUGCUUUGGUCGAUGUGCUCUUCGGUGAUGUUGACGCUAGUGGGCGACUGCCAUACACGAUCGGACGCUCGCUGGAAGACUACGGACCGGGUGCCCAAAUCCUGUACAAGUCCGAUGACCCCGUCCCGCAAGUAAACCUCAACCAAGGCCUUUACGUCGACUACCGCUACUUUGACAAAUACAACGUCACCCCACACUUUGAAUUCGGCUUCGGACUUUCCUAUACAACCUUCGAGUACGUAUCAAUUAACCUCGAGCCGUUACAAGAAAAGUCACGACUUCCCGCAAACCGACCGAAGAACCAGAUCGACCCUCCAACAUAUGACGAUACACCCGAAAGUCCUACAUCAGCACUCUUCCCUCCAGAAUUCAAAGCCCUCGGUAAAUACAUUUACCCCUACCUCAGUUCCAGAGAUGGAAUCAAGCCUGGAUCCUACCCCUAUCCGAAAGGAUACAACAAAAAGCAGCGCCCAUCCGCUGCCGGCGGCGGGCCAGGUGGAAACCCCUUCCUCUACGAACCGAUGCUCCAGCUCUCGGUAGAACUCAAAAACACCGGCUCCAGAGCAGGCAAAGAAGUCGUACAAAUCUACGUCUCUUUUCCCGAUGACGUAUCUGAACGUUCGGGAUUGAUGGGUCGGACAUCCGAGUCCAUCGACUUUCCUGUACGGGUUCUCCGAAACUUUGAAAAGGUGUCGUUGGAGCCGGGAGAAACAAAAGUUGUUACUAUGGCUUUGAGCCGGAAAGAUUUGAGUUAUUGGAGUGUCCGAGCUCAGAACUGGAUUCUUCCCACGGAAAAUUCGUUCCGUAUUUGGGCUGGGAGAAGUUCACGGGAUCUGCCGUUGAUGGCUGAAUAUUAG